UAGCCUCGAGAUAGAUUCUAAGUGAGAUGACGUAAGGGCGAGGAAGAAAAAAGGGAGGUAAACAUUCUAUGGUGGUCACAAAUGGCUCCAGUUGAUUUGAGGUUGGAUGGGUUUGGCCUUCUUUCAACAAUCUUUGUUAUUAUUGUUACGGUGAUAUGCAAGUUCAUCCUGAAAUUGGGAGAAAAAUGCGAAAAGCCGCAGAUUUAUGUUAGUGAAGCUGGAAAGACAAGCAAGUUGGCUUUAGAGAGAUGCAGGAAGCUGAAGGAACCAUACAAGCCAACCUCCCUUUGGGGCAAAAAUGGACACAUUCAGACAAUCAUCCAUGCUGCAAUUGGAAGAGCUGGCAAGCCAGGACUACUGAAAAGCCGACUGCACACACUCUAUGCAUCUGAUGGUGCCACAGUUACUUACAACUACUACAGCAAAAAUCAAUGUGCUGCAACCAGCAAUUCAGACAAAGAAAACAUCGUGCUUAUUGUGCCUGGAAUUGCAAAUUCUUCCAAGACCGUAUACAUCCAAGCGUUCACAGAAAUUUUGCUUGAUAAUGGCUUUGACAUCGCUGUUUUCAAUCAUCUUGGUGCACACCCAAUUGUAAAGUUGACAUCGCCAAGGAUUUUUACUUAUGGAUGCACAGCAGAUUUGCAUUUAGUUGUUAAGGACCUGAACGAGAGAUUUCCAAGAAGAAAGUUAAUUGGCAUUGGUUUUUCAAUGGGAGGAAAUGUGCUGCUGAAGUAUCUCGGAGAACAACCAGUUCGUCAGAAGUUCUUUUCAUUUGCUUUGUCAAUUUGUCAAGGAUAUGACGUGGUAAAAGCGUCUCCGCUGAUGAUGGAAUGGAAAGGCCUUCGUCGUUUUUAUAACUGGCUGAUAACGAGAAAUUACAAAAAAUUAAUCACACAAAGGCACCGAAAAAGCUUUUUAGAAUUCGAAAGAAAGGGAUCGUUUGAAAGGUUGGAUUGGAGAAAAAUAUCGUCAUCAUCUAGUUUACAGGAAUUGGAUAGCACUGUAAUUAGGCGUUUUGCGAGCUUUGAUGACGUUAAUCAUUUUUAUAAAUGGUGCAGUUCCGCCAAUUACAUGCAAAAGAUAAAAAUCCCAUUGUUGCUGUUGAAUGCACUUGAUGAUCCGCUGGUUCCAGAACUUCUAUUGGAUUCUCCAAAGAAACUCGUGGAUACAAAUAACGAAGUGAUAUUUGUUGUGACCAAACACGGAGGACAUCUUGGAUUCUUUGAAGGAGGAUUUGUCUGCCCAGACAAAACAACAUGGCUGGACAAUGCUCUUUUGGAGUUCGUCUUAAGCAUGGACGAGGAGUUGCGGGGUUUCCAGUUUGACAGUGAUGCGGAAGAGGCGAAAUGGAAUACAACAGAGCUCUUUUCACAAUUUGAUAUCUUACACCUUUGAUAUUUAGAUAUCUUUGGCAAAGACGAUCUCUGUUAACCUCAUCUCUUAAUUCGAUGAAGUUUAACAGAGCCUGCGAAGUCUUAUGUAAAUAUUAAGUCUUUGGCAAAUAUUUUUUGAUGAACAGAAAUCGCAUUUCGAGGUUUUUAGGCUAAUGAAGUUAAGAUUCUUUAAUAAAGUUUAAUUGAGCUUUGUGUUGACAUGAAGUUUUGAGUUAUUUUUUUGCUUUAUUAAAGCAACAAUGUAUAUUUUUCUUUGCUGAAGUUACUUUAUUUAUGCUUUCAGAUAUUUGCUUAUCAUUCCCAUUUUAGUUAUUAUUUUAUUCUGUUCCUAAUUUCAUGUAUCUUACUCAAUUUUUAAAACUGACCUUAAAUUUCUCACUUCAAUAUAACAGACUCUUAUGUCAUUCUGUUUUCUAAUUAGGUCGGCUGAAAUCCAGCACUUUUUCUGUUUUGUGCUAAACACGAAUUGUUUGGUAAUCAUUUCUUUUUGCGAUCAUUAACAGUCUAAUAACAUUAUAUUGACAUUUGCAGUUUAUAAACACCUUUAACAUUAUCUAAUGAAAACAUCAAAUUUUGUUUUCUAAACAAGGUUCGAAUUUUUAGACUAUUUGCGUUACGAACGCUUCGUCUAUUUAAGUAUAUCUGAUCAAAAAUUUUAUUUAAUCAAUACUUGUUUUGUAAUAUGUUUAAAUUCAUGUGUUUAUGAAAUAUUUUUUCAGAUUCGCGAGCUUGGCUUUCUGUUUUCCGUCUCAUUUCAAGUUUCGAAAAGUUGACAUGACUUGCCAGCACACAACGACUUGUUUAAUUGAUAACUGUUGUGCAAGCUGUGACCAAAAAUUCAAAAUUCCCAAUUGAAAGAGAAAGCUGCAUUGGCCGAGGCAUCUCAUCAAUAUUUCCUUCAAGCGUUGACCCUGUGACGGAUCAAUAAAACGGAACCAAUCCGGUCCGCCAUUUUCCCUCUCAUGUUACAUUCUGUCCGCACUUGGAUACAAUGUUCGUUCACCUUUCGUUCACUUAAUUAUAAUGGUUUGUCUCCUUCUCGUACCAUUUUGAAAUCUUGCAGUUUAAAGACCUUUUUAAACGGUGCUAAAUUUUGCAGCUGUACCCGGUUUUAGUAUAACAAGGAACCAAGAUUGCGGAAUGGCGUCUGCAAUGAACACAUUUAUAUAAUCACCUUUUAAGACACAAAAUAUGAACAAUGAAAUCCUGGAUUUAGUUCUUCUCCUGGUUGAAAAGGUUAUUGGUUGUCGAGCUAUUUAGCGUCGUAUAGAUUGACGGGAAUUGACAGCUAACUAUACAUGACUAGGCCGCACUUGUGUCUGUAAUUUCAAUCCUGUAAAUGGCAAUUGGCUUCUAAGAUGCUGAGAGGGUAUCAGGAAUAAACAAAGGAGGAUCCUGAUAAAGAACAAUUCACCAGCUGAAAUUAUCGCCUUUCGAUGAAUUUUUGCACCUUUUUUAGGAAACGUUAGAUGACCCUCAAUCUGAGUCUUGGAUGGCUUAACCUAAGGGCUAAUACGAGGUUAAGGAUGUGAGAACUCCCUACCUGGAAACAUUCAUACUUUUCUUUUUGUGCACCCUGACAACUCGGAAUCCCCUCUGGCAUUUACAAAUUGUCUCAGGUACCACCUUGAAUUCUGCGUUUGCAGCAUUGGUCAAGAGGAAUUUUCACAUUAGGACUCCAAUGGUAACAUUCUCUAUAGGCAGGCGGCACUGAUCGGGUAACCUCACAGCUAUGUGCUCGCUUUUCUGAUUGGACUAUUUCGAUCCACAACUGGAUAUAUAUUUCUUAGCGUAGAGUUUUCGAUCUAUGUUCUGACAUUUUAAACUCUGAAGAGUGUCAGAUGAAAAGCUUUAGUUUACUCAAAUGUUUGCUUCUUUUAAAGCCAUUUGCAAAAAAGGAAACUGUUAUUUUAGGCCAACAACUUGAAGAGCUCCUCGAUAAUUUUUAUCGGUGAUAUUUGAGAAGCGCAGGAAAACAUGUGAUGAAUAAAAAAGGCAACAACACUGUUGAUUGUAAUGUUGUUCUUAGUAUUUAGUGUUUAGGGUUCCAGAUUCCUUAUCCUGGGUUUUAUUUCAACUGGAAAAAUGAUAGAUGUUAAACAAGAGAUCAAUAGCAUUGAAUUGGUGAUAUGUAAAUCCAUGAAAAAUGAAAUAAGCAAUUGUGUGCAAUAAAAAGGGAAUUAAAGGCGAGAUGCUGUAGUGGCUUUUUGAUCUUCCAUGCGAAUUAGAAAAAUAAUUGAUUUGUGCACACAGGAUAUCAAUUUUGAUUUCAACGAAAACCUUAGCCACACCUGACACACAACAAAAGCUGUAUCUUCUUUCAAUUGGCAUCUGAAAAUCCGCCAUUUCUUCUUGAUUGCGUUGGCCCGAAAAUCUCCUUUUUGAAUUAAAGUUUCGAUUCAUGCGCUCGCACCUCAAAACAAUAUUUGCAAUUCGUUAAAAUUCAGCAGCAAAGAUCACACAAUAGAAAUUUGCUUGACAGUUCCUUUGCAAGAGAAAGGCUUUUAGAUAAACAGGCAUGAAAUAAAACUAUACUAGAAUGAAACAAUAAAGUUGUUCUUUAGAAAAUAUUUGAAGAGCUUUUUUUAUAACAAUUUUAAUCCAAGCAUGAACAUUGAAAAUUUUUUCCGGUUGAAGCAAAUUGGGAAAACGUGUAGCAAAUCUAAUUUAUGAGUCACUGUGAAUGGAAAUUCUUGAUAAUUGCAAUCCUUGUUUCUUUGAAUAGGAUUUUGUUUAAAAUGCCUCCUGCCUCAAUCGAAGUAAAAUUAGGAAUAUAAGGAAAUAGAAAUGAUGUUUCCUUGUUCCCUUCUCUUUAAAGCAUUCUAUAAAUCAUAGCUUCUUUUAACAGACAAUUUAACAAUGCUUGACGUAAAAAUUAACAUGAUUUGCACGAAUCUGUCAGGCCAGAAGGUGUCGAAACGAGCUUUGCAUUCUUGUUCGUAGAUGAUUUAAUAACAAAAACCGCAAAGCAGUCAUAAGUGAAAAAACCAGACCAAUAGUUGGUCAUCAAGCAAAUCUAGCCAGCCAGUAGGCGAUAAUAAGUGUCUUUGGUCUGCAUUUUAUGCAAUAGCAUGUUCUCUCCAUUUUGAUUGCCACGUAACAGUGUCAAAAUUUACCGCAUAUUUAACGACUUUAAAUUUCGUCUCAUCGAAAAUCGACACUGUUUUGGUGUUCUGUCGCACAUGUUACAAUAAGCGCGAGAUGAAGCGGAGAUUUUAUCUUCUCUGACAUUUUUCAAGUAUACGAAGAGCAGAAAGUUUGAUCUUCUAUUCUCAAUGUUUUCUUUGCUGAUAACAUUGAUUGUUACUAGAUUGAGGUAACGGCGCAAGAUAGGUGAUUUACAAAAUUGAUCUGCUCCGGUAAAUCCCAUCUGCUCGAAGAAACAUUCUCUGUCUGCUAGGACGGGCAUUUGAUUUAGUAAAGUGAAUUUAAAAACCUUUCCAGGAUAAGCUGUAAGUCUGUACAAACAAAGUGAUAAAAAUCGGCAAGGAAGAUUAGAAAUAUAUUUUGGUGAUUCGAUGAAUGGGAGACAUCAAGCGACCACCUGCCUGACUUGAUGUUUGAAUAACAAACGGAUACGGAGCGUUGCGCCUGCAAAGGGUUUCAAUGUAAAUGGGUGUGUGUCGUGGAUUGAUGACGGCAAGAAGUCAUUGUUCGAUUUGUUGUGGGGAGCUAUAAAGGCUAAACGCAGCACCGAGAGUAGUCAGAAUCGAAGCUCACCGGCAAGAAACAGAUGGUGAUCUGCUAGCAGCUGCUCGUGAAUUCAGUUACGCAGAAUGGCUUCCAAAAUACACAUCGUUUUCUUCGUAUGUGCAGUGCUUGUGUUCGUUGGGGCUGAUAUGUAUUCCAUGGACCCGUAUGAGCGUCUUCCAGAAUACCAGAUAGAUCGUGCUCCCGGUUCCGCAGUUUAUCAUUGGUACUGCAGGCGAAAUCCAUCAAUCGAAGGCUACGCAUACAAGCGAAGAAGGGCCAAGCUGAUGGGCAUGAUUAAUUGUGGAAUGUAAAUUACCAAUUCAAAUCACCAAUUCAAAGUGCAAGAAGACCCAACACUUCAUGCUGUUUUAAAUCUUUUGGUUAGAAGCCGUAACACAUUUCAAAAUAUUGUAAAACUCGCCAAUGGAUAAAUCAAUGUAGAAACCCAA
Rhopilema esculentum is the source of this 5536-nucleotide messenger RNA. RefSeq names its product abhydrolase domain-containing protein 2. Lineage: Eukaryota; Metazoa; Cnidaria; Scyphozoa; Rhizostomeae; Rhizostomatidae. Gene Ontology annotation, cellular component: sperm plasma membrane; sperm flagellum. The record is from RefSeq and is a predicted model, not a curated record. Gene Ontology annotation, molecular function: acetylesterase activity; monoacylglycerol lipase activity. Gene Ontology annotation, biological process: steroid hormone receptor signaling pathway; sperm capacitation; acylglycerol catabolic process.